AUGAAAGGAAACUGAGUGAAGCCUGAUACAUUUCCCAUCUUGAAACAUGUCCAUGAACGUAGAGAAUUGGAGCAUGUACUCAUAGAUGUCCUGAACGUCGUCAGUAGAAAUUACGAAGUGACGUGCAUGGCCGUUAUAUGCGAUGAAGUAUAUUUGAACGUGUUCAGUGGCUCGAUGUUUCGCAGGGUGGCUGCUGUACCUUUUGUGAUGAUCGUCGUAGAGGACUACGAAGAUUUGCUAUCACCGAACUUUAUCACCUUGGAGUCACUGAGAGAGGCAAGGAAAGAAGGAUGUAACGUUUAUGUGGUUAUGUUAGCUAAUGGAGUGCAGGCAGCGAGACUGUUGAAGUUUGGAGAUAGACAUCGCGUUCUCGAUACAAGAGCUAAAUACAUCAUGAUCCAGGAUUUCCGUCUAUUUCAUAGCGAUUAUCACUAUCUCUGGCGGCGAAUUAUCAAUGUAAUUUUCUUAAAGUACCACAAGAAAGACGUCAACAGGCCCAAUAGCAAAUCUUGGUUCGAGUUGUCGACUGUGCCUUUUCCUAAUCCCAUCAAAAGUGUACUCGUGCCGAGAAGAGUGGACAUAUGGAGAAAUGAUGUUUUUCAAUAUAAAAAGUCUCUAUUUAAUGAUAAAACUAAUAAUUUUAAUGGUGAAAUUUUGAAUGUUGUUUACUUGGAUCACGUACCAUCGGUGGUAGUUGCGAAGAGUUCCGUUGGAAACAGAAUUGGAGGAGUCGAAAUUGAGAUCCUGCGAACAUUAGCAGAAAAAAUAAACUUCAAACCGAAGUUGUAUCAGUCUCCACAUGCAGAACUCCACAAAUGGGGCCAGAAGCAAUCGAAUGGUUCAUUCUCUGGCCUUAUGGGCGAGAUGGUGCACGGUGCAGGAGAUAUAGCCUUAGGAAAUCUGCAGUACACCCCGUACCAUCUGGAACAGAUGGAUUUGAGUAUCCCGUACACUUCCCAGUGUUGGACGUUUCUGACGCCAGAAGCACUCAGUGAUAACUCUUGGAAAACUCUCAUAUUGCCUUUCAAGUUAUCGAUGUGGUUGGCCGUGCUGUUAGUGCUGCUUAUAACGGGCACUAUUUUCUACGGUUUGGCAAGAUACUACAUGAAUCUUCAACAAUUUAAAAAUGAUUACAGAAAUAGCUCCAAUGUUAAACAGGGCACUGAAGAUGUGAAACCCGCUCUCUACAUAUUUGGAGAAAUCAUAAACAGCAUUCUUUACACAUACGGAAUGUUACUAGUUGUUUCUUUACCUAGAUUACCCACCGGUUGGUCAAUUAGACUCUUAACUGGAUGGUAUUGGCUGUAUUGCAUUCUCCUUGUCGUCUCAUACCGUGCCAGCAUGACCGCAAUUCUAGCCAAUCCUGCCCCACGAGUCACAAUAGACACCAUUCAGGAAUUAGCUAAUAGCAAAGUAACGUGCGGCGGAUGGGGCACUGAAACAAAGAAGUUUUUUGAGGAAUCCUUAGACGAGUAUGGACAAAAGAUUGGUGCUAAAUUCGAAACUAUAGACGAUCCUUUACAAGCUGCAGAUAAAGUAGCUAAGGGUGUGUAUGCAUACUACGAUAACUCUGACUUUCUGAAAUACGUAAGCGUGACAAGGAAAAACAGUUUUGUGAAUAAUAAGCAGGAAAAUGUAACAAGACCAACUGUUAGAAAAGACGACAUAGAAAGAAAUUUACAUAUCAUGUCUGAUUGUGUAGUCAAUAUACCUAUAUCUGUUGGAUUCCAUAAGAACUCUCCUUUAAAGCCGUUGGCUGAUGUUUAUAUCGGACGUGUAGUGGAAGUUGGGUUGGUUGAGAAAUGGUUGAAUGAUGCAAUGCAUUCUAUUCGUGCUCUGGAGACAAAUGAGGAUGAAAUCAAAGCUCUCAUGAACCUUAAGAAGCUCUAUGGAGCAUUUAUAGCUCUGGCAGUUGGAUAUUUUCUGAGUGCUGUGUGUCUUUGUGGAGAAAUAUUGCACUGGAAACUAAUAGUUAAAAGAGAUCCACAUUUUGACAAGUAUGCCAUGAAUUUGUAUUAUAGAAAUAAAAAUAAGAAACAUUAA
This is a messenger RNA of Arctia plantaginis, 2043 nucleotides long. Lineage: Eukaryota; Metazoa; Arthropoda; Insecta; Lepidoptera; Erebidae. The record is from the annotation of a GenBank genome assembly.